UUAUAAAGAGACUGAAAGAGCACUGGUAUGCCUGUAUGAAUGAUUGAGAGGAGAAAUAGAACACAAAGAACAACAAUAUUUACUAGCUAAGAUCAUGGCUGCUAGGAGGCUCUCUUCUCUGCUUUCUCUUUCUUCUUCUGCUGCUACUGGUGCUACUGCAACUUCUUUAGGACGAUUUUCAAGGUGGGGAAGAAGAAUUAAUAGCUUGAGUACCUCUUCUGCAAUUGAUGAACCUAUCAGUCCAUCUAUUCAAAUAGAUCAUACUCAGCUUCUCAUCAAUGGACAGUUUGUGGAUGCUGCAUCAGGAAAAACCUUCCCUACACUCGAUCCUAGGACAGGAGAUGUAAUUGCCCAAGUUGCAGAAGGGGAUGCUGAAGAUGUCAAUCGUGCAGUUGCUGCAGCUCGCAAAGCAUUUGACGAAGGGCCAUGGCCUAAGAUGACUGCUUAUGAAAGAUCACGUAUAAUGUUGCGUUUUGCUGAUUUGCUUGAAAAACACACUGAAGAGGUAGCAGCACUUGAAACUUGGGAUAAUGGGAAGCCUUAUGAGCAAGCUGCUAAUACUGAGAUACCAAAGGUUGUGCGCAUGUUUCGAUAUUAUGCUGGCUGGGCAGACAAGAUUCACGGACUCACUGUUCCAGCUGAUGGACAGCAUCAUGUCCAGACACUGCAUGAACCAUAUGGUGUAACUGGUCUGAUUAUUCCAUGGAAUUUUCCUCUUCUAUUGUAUUCUUGGAAAGUUGGUCCUGCUUUAGCUUGUGGUAACACAGUUGUCCUGAAGACAGCAGAGCAGACACCAUUGUCUGCUCUCUAUGUUUCCAAGCUUUUUCAUGAGGCUGGCCUUCCUCCUGGUGUUCUGAAUGUGGUCUCUGGUUUUGGUCCUACAGCUGGUGCAGCACUUUCUAGUCACAUGGACGUCAACAAGCUCUCAUUCACAGGUUCCACUGCGACAGGUAAGAUUGUACUUGGACUGGCUGCAAAGAGCAAUCUCAAACCGGUAACAUUGGAACUUGGAGGAAAAUCCCCCUUCAUUGUUUGUAAGGAUGCUGACGUUGAAAAGGCUGUUGAGCUUGCACAUUCUGCCUUGUUCUUUAAUCAGGGUCAGUGUUGUUGUGCUGGUUCUCGCACUUUUGUGCACGAAAGUGUGUAUGACGAGUUUGUAGAGAAAGCAAAGGCUCAAGCACUGAAACGUGUAGUUGGGGAUCCUUUCAAGAAGGGAAUCCAACAAGGCCCUCAGAUUGAUAAUGAGCAAUUCCGGAAGAUCCUCAAGUACAUAAGGUCAGGCAUUGAAAGUGGAGCUACUCUUGAAUCUGGAGGUGAACAACUUGGCUCCAAAGGCUACUAUAUUCAACCCACUGUUUUCUCCAAUGUUCAGGAUGACAUGUUGAUAGCCAAAGAUGAGAUAUUUGGUCCAGUACAGUCCAUCUUAAAGUUCAAGGAUCUUGAGGAGGUGAUUCAAAGGGCAAAUGCAACUUCCUAUGGACUGGCUGCUGGUGUUUUUACUCAGAAUAUCGAAACUGCCAACAUCUUGACUCGUGCAUUGCGAGUAGGGACAGUAUGGAUUAACUGCUAUGAUAUAUUUGAUGCUGCAAUUCCUUUUGGUGGGUUCAAGAUGAGUGGGCAAGGAAGAGAGAAAGGAAUCUAUGGCCUUUCUAGUUACAUGCAAGUUAAGGCUGUUGUCACUCCUUUAAAGAAUCCAGCAUGGUUGUAAUUUUUUCUCACAAAUCGCCAUCUUCUAAUAUCUACACUUGAGCAGAGAAGGCAUUGGUUUUGAUUGCAGCUUGUUUUUGCAAUGAAUAAUUAAUCCUUCUCUCACAAUGUAUCUGCCAGAUGCUUGGACACCAUGUUUAAAUCUAUGUAAACUUAAGAACUGCAAACAAUCUUGAGGACACAAUAUCCACUGCCCUUGUCUAACUCCCAAAAAGAUAGCUUUCAUUUCUCAAAAUUGGAAAAAGAAUUCAUCAAUAGCUG
Durio zibethinus is the source of this 1968-nucleotide messenger RNA. Its product is annotated as benzaldehyde dehydrogenase, mitochondrial-like. Gene Ontology annotation, molecular function: oxidoreductase activity, acting on the aldehyde or oxo group of donors, NAD or NADP as acceptor. NCBI's taxonomy places the organism in Eukaryota, Viridiplantae, Streptophyta, Magnoliopsida, Malvales, Malvaceae. The record is from RefSeq and is a predicted model, not a curated record.